Molecule: messenger RNA, 916 nt
Organism: Vicugna pacos (alpaca)
Lineage: Eukaryota; Metazoa; Chordata; Mammalia; Artiodactyla; Camelidae
Source: RefSeq, a predicted model, not a curated record
UGCCUGGCACCUGGCAGGCAUUCAUAAGUGGUAGUUAUUACUAUUCUGAUCUGAAUUCAGUAGUGAAAUGUUUAGAGAUUCAGUCUUCCAUCUUUGUCCUUACCUUAUUCAAUAGACUGGGCUGGCCUCAUUUUCAUUUUAUUCAUUAAUGACCAUGAAUGAUCACAAUGGUUAAUUAUUGAGAUUGUAUUGUCUUACAGGGCAGGGGCUGUUUUAUGUCUCUGUACCUUUCCCAUGCCUAAAAUAGUGUUUUGCACAUUUGCAGAUGAUUUAAUUCAACAAUCAUUUCCUGAGUAGCUGUUUUGAACAAGGCAGUGGAUACAAAGAUGAGCAGGACCCACUUCCUGUUUUUAAAAGAGCUUAGUCUAAUAGGGACUAGUACAAUCAGGACGGUCUGAUAAAUGCUACCCCAGAAGUGUGAACCAAGAGCCUUGGCAGGAAAGUGACUCCUUCAUUCUGCCUGGAAAGGUGGUGGUAAUUGGAUGAAAGCUGUGACCAGUGAAAGCAGUGACACCGAUGGGAGAGAGACAGCUACUGCCACUCAGGCCCAGCACUGGAGCUCAUCUGAUCACCCAGAUUCUAAAGAAAAAACGCCAGCGCCACAACCAGCGCAACUCUUUGGCAUCCUGAAAGCAGAUUUUAUCAUCCCAGUUCUGAUGGACCCAGAAGACAUGAAAGAUCAAUUUUUGAGUGAGAUCCAAGAAGCCUUGAAGCUUACGCUGGGUCACGAGCAAUUCAGAUUGAAAUGGGUCGGCUCUGAAGUGAACAAAAAAUAGCAUGCGUCUGCUGAUCUGGGGUGCCCUCACACAGGAUAGUACGUUCGUGCUAGCUCUUUGCCCUACGUCUCAGUAGUUUUCACCUGCAAUUUGGGAAACUAUAAGACAGUUUUUAAUAUUAAAGUAUACCUUCCGAAUAA